AUGUCGCGACGCUUGGAAGAUGCCAUGGAGUUCGAGGUCCUGGACGUCGAAGUCGUGGAAGAGUACAGUUACUUCCACCCCGGCAUUACAAGACAGCAAGCUGAAGCUCUCCUCGUCAAUGUAGGAGAUUUCCUGCUGCGUACCGCUAGUACCGGUGGCUACUCGCUCUCCUUGUUGGACACGGAUCGCGUCCACCACUACCAAAUUUCCAACGCAGCCGAAGGUGGCUUUCGCAUCCAGUUUGCUGGACAGUCCAUGACCUUUCCGCGCAUCUCUGAAUUGAUCGAGUAUUUCUCGACCAAGACGAGCCUUGAUGGAACCUUGCUGGCAACUCCCGUUGCCUACAACACAACCGCGAACGCUUCGAGCGACUACAGCUCAAUGCUUCCGACGCGGACUCCGCCUGUCGUGCCACCGUCAGACUACUAUGACAAGGGCGCCCUGGCAGCGAGCAUGGCAUACCGUGACCCGCCGAGUGCCCCGACAUCGGAGCGAACGGACAGGUCACUGAACAAUUUGCUCGAAACGCUCGACUCCUCGACCGGCCGGUUGGAGCGCAUGGAGAUGCAAAAGUUCAACCGAGCGACCAAGCCAAAGAUGGUUGCCACCUCGUCCUCGGUGGAAAUCUUGAACGUUGAGGAGACGCCGGACGACGAGACUGUGCCCGAUCAGGCCCGGCGCGGCACGGCGUCUGGCGGCGGUGCUCCUCCAGGCUCCAAUGCUGCGGUGACUGCGCUGUACUCGGCGAGAGCCAAGGCUUCUCACGGCAUGCGCGUGGUUGGCUCGGCCGUCGCAUCCUCCAUGACCUCGCUGCGUCACGCACUCAACCGACCCGCGCCCAAGGAAGAAGUCGAGCACGAGAAGCCACACCGCUCCAGCUGCUGCGUUCGCUGUUACAAGGCCAUGGUCAAGACACGCAAGCGCCGCAUUGCCACGACGAUUUGCGCCCUGCUGCUGUUGGCCCUGAUUUGCUACCUGAUUGCCGUCCUCGUCCUGCUUCUCCCCUUGCUCAACGCUGCUGUGUUUGUCGAUACAAUCACGCUCCCAGAGCUGUGCUCGGCGGCCGGCGUUCCGUUCGUACUCAAAACAUACCUGUACAAUCCGGCCUCAGUCGGCGCCUCCUUUGAAGACACGACCGCGUACAUUUAUUCCGACGAGUAUGGCCUCUUGGGCCACACAGACCUCACCGGCCAGAGCAUCGAACCAGGCAAUCUCACACUUUCGUUUGCGUCAAAGUUUGUGGUGGACAACGAAGUGGCCGUCCGGACUGUCGCUCAGCGGUUUCUCGACGAGUACCAGGUUCCGCUCAAAGUCACCGUCAAGCUGACAGUCCACACUGGCAUCAUCUUCCCCAUCUCGAUUGAGUUUGAAGUCCCGCAAGUCCUAAACGGCCCGCCUGCUGAAGGCGAGGUGGAGCCUCCGCCGUUUCCACCUUCCGGCCUCAAGGCCCUCUCGCUGCUGCCCGCCAACUACCAAACUGAACUCAACCCGCGGGUCAAUGUGUGGAUUAGCAACUCUUCGUUCGUUCGCGCGACUGUCCCGAGCCUCGAGUUUGACGUGUACGAUGCCCAUGCCCGCAGAAUGGGCUCUGGUCGCUCCGAGCCUGGGUUUUACGGGCAAGAAGGCGCCUAUUUGUGGGCGACGGGUGGCAUGCGCACGGCCAACUUGGUUCCUGUGCAGGAUGCACUGAACGCGUACCUGACCAACUCGAGCCUCCAAGCCGUUAUUCGCGUCGCCGAUCGCAAUCCCGACGAUUGCUACGUGCAGGCGCUUCUUGCCGGCCUGAACGUGACAUUGACUCUCAACUCGACCACGGUGGACGACCCCACGUCGCCUGGGGGCGACAACUCGACGUCGUCCGGGGAUUCGCUCUCCAUCAAUGGCCUCUCGGUCGACACGAUGAGCGACUCGGAGGUCGGUCUCACGUUGAACAUUACUCUUCCCCAGUUCCUGGCAGAUUACGACUUCCAUGGUGACAUUCCGCCCAUUCGCGUUGGAGUCACCGUCUCCGAGUACGGUUUGGCUGAAAUCCAGCUCGAGCCCAUGUUCCUCAGCGAGUUCAGCCCAGACGUCACCAUCAACGUGACCGUCCGCUUGCUGAAUGCUUCGGUCGUCAUGGAUGCAACGCUCGAUUAUCUGGGAAGCAGCGAGCUCAUCGGCGAUGUCACUGGUGUGCCGGCGCUCAACCUUUCUCUUGUCACUGAUAUUUUGACUGCCGUGUCUGUGACGUUCACCAUGAACCCGGGCGACGAAGAGGACGACGACUCGAGCCACGGUGGAAGUGCGCGACGUGCCGUUCUGGAUGAUGCCGUGACCACUCGCGCACGUUCUGGCCUGCGAUUCGCGUCCGCGCUCAAGUCCUCAAUGCACACACGCGCAUCGACCACCGCCUCGGUGCCUCACCGUCGCAAGAGCGGCUCUCGUCAAGUCUCGUCCUUGGCUGACUUUGUCAAGGCUGCGCUGGACUUGCUGCGCUCAGACACCCAACGACAAGCCAAGCCUCUCGGUCUGCCACACUUGGACGAGGGUGGCAUUGCUCGCCGCGAUGAGCCCAUUCAAAACAACCCCUCCUUGAACAGUGUCAACGUCACGGUCGACGUGCAAAGCACCGAGCCCAGCGUGAUGGGCUUUGUGGAUGUUUCGAUGCCUCUCGACUACCUGUCGCUCGACAUUGCGUGGAAGCGGGUCGAGUGGAGCCUGUUCAACAGCGAGCACAUUGGCUCUCUUGUCAUCGAGCCCUUCGCUGGCAAAGGAGGGCACAUUACCCUGAACCUGACAGUCUUUGACUCGCAAAAUGGCACCCACCUGACCAACCUGGUGACGGACUACACGGACGACAUUGACGUCAAGAUUGACAUCACGGGCACGUAUGGCGCAACUCCUCUCGUGACAAGCAUUGUCAUGCCUCGCAGUCUGCCCAAAAAAGACAGUGAGAACGACCACUCGGACGACGACUCGGACGCUUCCAUCGACGCUGCAUCGUGGGUCAGCCUGAACAUGAUCGAGCUGCAAGGUAUCAACCAGACGACCUUCUGCUUUGAUGUUUCGCUGAAUCUUGAGGUCAGCUUUACGUUGCAGCUCAAGUUCCCGGCGCUCGAACUCGACAUUGCCUUGAACAACACUGCCAUGCUCACGCUCAACACAUCGCCCCUCGACGUGUCCUUGGAGGACAAGCUCGUCAACGUGUCUGCCGGUCUCACGAUUAUUGCCGCGCAACAGCUGGUCUGGUCUGUGCUGGACUACAUUGACGAGAGCAUGCUGGUUGUCGGAGUGAAGGGACGGCCUGGAAGCAACUUUUUGAGCACCAUCAUCUCCUCGAUUGACUUUUCCGUCGAGCUGGGCGGCGCCUCGCCCUCGUUCAACUCGACCGUCGACCCCAACCUGAGCUUCACCAACAACUCGGAUGUGUCCCUCAUUGUCGAGUCCGAUCUGUCUUCCGUGAACGCCUCCCUGGCGUGGCUCUUGAGCUCCGACUCGCUGACCUUCACUGUAGCCUGGGGCGACUUGGAUGUGAGCAUUUCCUCCUCCAACCGGAGGUUUAGCAAGGUUGUCCUCCCGUCCGCGCACAUUGGCAAGACCUCGAGUCUCAGUUUGAUUCAGGGCGCGCUCUCCAUUUUUGGCAACGACAAUGGAACCUUUGUCCGUGGCAUUCUGCAGGACUUUCUCGAUGAAGAGUACGUGACCUUGAGCUUCAACGGCAGCUUCACUUCUCGCGCGAACGGGCACAAGGUCUAUCCCAUUGCGACGGGGUUCAAGUUCAACCAGGAAACGUUCACGCGCCCUGCCACCGGACCCGAGACCGGCCCUUCGUUGGACGACGGUAUCAAGUUCUUCAAUGGUGUGGAGCUCAUCUACCUGCGUGGCACGAACGUCUCGGCGGUCGCCAACAUCACACUGGCCUCCGGAAUCGGCUUCAACGUGACCAUCCCGCCGCUCCUUCUCUUUGCUGAUGUUGACGGUAGCCAGCAGUUUGCCAACGUGUCCGUUCGCAUUCCCCAAGUUCAGGCCGCGACCCGAGCCCUGCCCACGCAGGCCAACUUGGCUUUUUCGAGCUGGAUGGAUUUGUGGACUGUCGGCAACAAGUACUUGAACGAAAUUCCAGUCACCGUGGUCGUUUACGGCGAUCGUCGGCGCGGCGCCAACUUUUUGUCCCAGAUCAUCCCUGAAAUCAAGCUGAACGUCACCCGGCCGCCGCCUUCCACCGAAACGCCCUCGUACACUGCGCCCUCCAAUGCCUCCAUGGACAUCUCGGCGUCCGUGGAAUCCACUGCGACAGCUGCCAUCCUCAGUGUCAACAUCACCGUGGUCAAGGAGCUCGACUUUUACUUCAAGUGGGGUGCCAUCAACGUGGAGGCCAGCAGCCCCAAGAUCUCUGUGCGUCAGGCCAUUCUGACCUCGCCUGGCACGUUGGUCGGACCGUUGGGGUCCAAGGCGUCCAUUUUGCUUGUCAUUGACGGGACGUACGCAAAGGUGUGGGCCAACCAGCUCUACAACGGCACCAACUUUAUCAUGCGGCUUGUUGGCUCCCUCGGCUCCGAUCCGACUGGAUUUGCCUCCGAUGUCUACAUUCCAUCUUCGCUGCUCAAGAACAACACCAAACCGUUGCAACCGACAAACGCGCGCCGUGCCGCAGCUUGGAACCCAUGGAUGACUGCCGAGCAACGCCGUGCUCAAGAAGACGAGGCUGCCUUCGAAGCCAGUGAGCUGCGUUUCCAGCGAGCGCGUGCGAGCACCAAGCGCAGUGAUGCCUUUUCCUCCCAAUCGACCCGCCACGAGCGUCGCGAUGCGUUCAUGCGAGCACGUCGUGACACACCCUCGACGACUGCGACAGACGAUGACUCCAUCCCUGGGUUUGCUCUCAAGCAAGUCCGCAUCAAUGGCGGCGACCGCUACAGCUCUGGAAUUGAGCUGCCGUGCUAUCUGGGCCAGUACUGCGGCUCCCUUGCGCAGACUCUCCAGCCGACUGGAGUCAUCGCUGGCCUGCUCAUCAAGCUUCCCGAUCUCCCUGGCGUCACAUUCCAACUCAAAUCGAACUUGAGCAUCACCCUCUAUGCCAACGGCCUGCAAGUGGGCACAGUGUCCAUCUUUUCGCCCAUCCUCCUGACUCCAGGCAUGCGCCAGCUUCCAGCCGCCAUCCAGGUGUUGAUUUCCAAUGUAGCCGACACGAAGGCGGCCGUGACCACCAUGAUGGAGGGCUCGGACAUGAGCUUUAGCGCGUCGGGCACGUCUGCAUUCAACUACCUGUCCGACAUGGUCUCGCUGGUCGAAAUCAACUUUGACAUUCUGGGCAACCCUACGCCCGAGACGGUGGGUCAGCUGCCGGCGUCCAACAUGACUCUGGUUGCCACGUCCUCCACCGGUAUGACCGUUGAUAUCGAGAUGGCCUUCACCAACCCGACUUCGACCACCUUCCUUCUGGGCAACGUCACUGCCCAGGUCAUCUACGGCCACUUUAUGACGGGCGCAUCACCUCCGCAGCGCAACGUUGCGACGGGAUGGCUCACCAACUUUGCUCUGGUGCCCGGUGAGAAUAUCAUUCGUGCACGACUCCAAUUGAGAGCGCCGGAUGCCUGGGGGGUUACGCUCGCGAAUGACGUUCUGUCCCGGUUUAUCUGGUCGUUGACGCUGCCGCUCGAGCUGUCCGUGGCGAUGAACAAUGGCCAGUACUCGAGCGUGUUGCACACAGUCUUCACCAUGCCUGAGCAGUAUUCCGAGUCUGGGUUUGUUGUCGGCUUUGACAUUUCGUUUGGCGACUCGUUCAGCUCGACGUUGUCGAACGGCUUUAAGAUCACCAUCGAGGCGACAAAGACCAUCCACAACAAGCUCCAGUGGCCCAUCAGAAUUCCUCGUCUCUCGUACAAUCUGUUCAUGUGGGACAUGAACGGCGUUCAGGAUAACGGAUGCGCCGGCCCAUGCUCAGUUCUCGGCUAUUGCGAGACUCCUUGGCCGACCAGCCAAAUCAUCUCGCCAGUGACAAUUGGGCCCUCCACGUCCAUUGUGACCGGUCAGACGAUUGUACCCGUGGGCGUCAACGGGCAGAUUCCAUUUUCGUUCCAGCUGAGCGGUGACAAUGCCAUGCGCGUCUACGACCAGUACAUGACCGAGAAUCAAAUGUGUGGCGAUGUGCUCAAUGGUUUGAUUACGGUGGCAAUGGCUACCGAUGGCUGUCCCGUCGGCGACACGUCGUGCACCUACAACGCUGUCAUCAAUUUUGACUGGAAGAACUAUGCGUUUGCUGGUACAGACAGUUGCGGCCAGUUUGCCAUCACCGGCUGCACGCCAACAUUCGCCACUCCAUCGUUUAGCUACUCGGGCACCGUUGCUUCCACCAACAUGGUUGUUCGAGGAUCUGCUUCGACCAAUUCCAACAAGUUCCCAAUUACGCUGACCGACGGCGCAUCUGACGUGGGUGGCAUGUGGUUCAACUCGCUCGUCAAUGUCCGAGAUUCGUGGCGUGCAACGUUCGCGGUGAAAAUUACGGACGGAAUAUCCUGGCUCGCCAACCCAGCUGGCGAAGGGUUUGCCUUUGUCAUUCAGAACAACGCGAAUGGCCUGAACGCGCUUGGCUCUGCCGGCGGAAGCUCCGACUCUGGCUGUGGGUACAAGGGUCUCACCAACUCGAUUGCAGUGUACUUUGACUCGAUGAACUGCAACGAGAUGUACAUGCUUUCAAACGGCGUCAUCACGCCAAACUUCACCAGCUGGUCAACGCCUGCCGAGUUUGACGCAGAAGAUGUGACCACCCAGUUCGUUGUGACGUACGACGCAGAUGGGCAUCGCAUGUCAGUCGCCACAGGUGGCCGUGUCUCGAACUUUGACUUUGACAUCGACCGCAUGAUGACCCUGAAUUCCGGAAGAGCGUACGUUGGUAUGACGGCGGCCACGGGAAGCUACUAUGCUUCUGGUCACAUCGUGUCGUUGUUCUCGUUUGAACAGAUCACGACCGACUCUUCCAAAACAACGCUUGAUGGCUACCUCAUGGCACCGUACGAGUUUGCUGCUGGUUAUCUGCACUUCCAAGCUCGUGAAUCUUGCAACCGCAGGCGCGUAACUGGAGGUGACACAUUCAUUGCAACCAUGAGCAUGGCGUCCGCUCCGUUCACGGUUGUUCGUACGUUUACCAAGACGGAUCCGAUCAACUCGAUUACGGAUUUGGGCACUGGCUUGUACCGCAUCAACUUCCAGUCGGCGCCGCCUCGUGGGCGCUACGAUAUUCGUGUGCGAUUGUCCUCCUGUGCCGCCGGCACAAGCUGCGAAGUCCUCAUUGCGAGCAUGUUUAUGCGACGUGUAGUGAUUGAGGAUUGA
Molecule: messenger RNA, 7305 nt
Organism: Capsaspora owczarzaki ATCC 30864
Lineage: Eukaryota; Filasterea; Ministeriida; Capsasporidae
Exons: 5
Coding region: 1-7305 (2434 amino acids)
Source: RefSeq, a predicted model, not a curated record